Messenger RNA from Phascolarctos cinereus (koala), 6011 nucleotides. It is a transcript of the gene THBS1, whose product is annotated as thrombospondin 1. Gene Ontology annotation, biological process: negative regulation of angiogenesis; cell adhesion. The record is from RefSeq and is a predicted model, not a curated record. NCBI's taxonomy places the organism in Eukaryota, Metazoa, Chordata, Mammalia, Diprotodontia, Phascolarctidae. Gene Ontology annotation, cellular component: extracellular region. Gene Ontology annotation, molecular function: protein binding; calcium ion binding.
CUCAGCCUCUUCUUCAGCCACUGCACCGGAGCAGGGGAAGCUAACUAGCUGAAGGGGACCCUGAGAAGCUCUCCCUGUCCCGACCCCCUCAUCUCCGCAGCGGGUCUCCUGGCCACACUCAGCACCCCUCUGUCUCCCGACUCUUCCUUUGGACUGCUCAAGGAUCUCCUCUAGCCUGUACCUGCUCUUGCUUCCCAAGACUUAGGCGCACCAGCUGCGCUUGGAAGAUAACCAAAGGACUGUGCGCUACCCUGGCCCCAUCCCUGUAGCUGAGGAUCGCUAGCGUCCCGAUUCCUUAAUCCACACAGGCUUUGAGUACUAGACACAAACAGCUCCAUCAUGGGGCUGGCCUGGGGGCUUGUCCUCUUACUGCUGCUGGAAGUGUGUGGCACCAACAGGAUCUCAGAGUCUGGGAGUGACAACAGUGUGUUCGACCUCUUUGAUCUCCCUGGUGCUGCCAACAAGGGCUCUGGGCGCCGUCUGGUGAAAGGUCCAGAUCCCUCCAGCCCUGCUUACCGAAUUGAGGAUGCCAAUAGGAUCCCCGCCAUGCCAGAUGACAAAUUCCAAGACCUGGUGGAUGCAAUCCGAGCAGAAAAGGGCUUUAUCUUCCUGGCCUCCCUGAGGCAGAUGAAAAAGACCCGGGGCACCCUGAUGACUGUGGAGUAUAAGGAUCAGUCCGGCCAUAUCUUCAGUCUAGUUUCCAAUGGCAAAGCAGGCACUCUGGAUCUGAGCAUGGCUGUGCAGGGGAAGCAGCAGGUGGUAUCAGUGGAAGAAGCUCUCUUGGCCACAGGCCAAUGGAAGAGUAUUGUCCUGUUUGUUCAGGAGGACCGGGCCCAGUUGUAUGUCGGCUGUGAAAAGAUGGAGAAUGCUGAAUUGGAUGCCCCCAUUGAAAGCAUCUUCACCAGGGACCUGGCUGGCAGUGCCAGACUCCGUGUGGCUAAGGGAGAUGUAAACGAUAACUUUCAGGGGGUGCUGCAAAAUGUGAGGUUUGUCUUUGGAACCACACCAGAGGACAUCCUAAGGAACAAAGGCUGUUCAAGCUCCACCAAUCAAAUUAUCACACUCGACAACCCAGUAAAUGGUUCCAGCCCUGCCAUUCGCACUAACUACAUUGGCCACAAGACCAAGGACCUGCAGGCAAUCUGUGGCUUCUCCUGUGAUGAACUGGCCAACGUGUUCCUGGAGCUUAAGGGACUUCGGACCAUAGUGACCACGUUGCAAGACAGUGUCCGGAAGGUGACUGAAGAAAAUGAACUACUCUCAAAUGUGGUGAAGAAGGCUUGGUCCUACCCUGGAUGCAACUACAAUGGAUUUCAAUAUAAUAAUAAUGAUAUGUGGACUAUUGAUAGUUGCACCGAGUGCCAUUGCCAGAACUCAGUAACCAUGUGCAAAAAAGUGUCCUGCCCCCUCAUGCCCUGUUCCAAUGCCACAAUUCCUGAUGGAGAGUGCUGCCCACGUUGCUGGCCCAGCGAUUCUGCCGACGAUGGCUGGUCUCCAUGGUCUGAGUGGACAUCCUGUUCGGUGACCUGUGGCAAUGGGAUUCAGCAGAGAGGCCGUUCUUGUGACAGCCUCAACAACCGAUGUGAAGGCUCCUCCGUACAGACUCGUACUUGCCACAUUCAAGAGUGCGACAAGAGAUUCAAACAGGAUGGAGGCUGGAGUCACUGGUCUCCAUGGUCAUCUUGCUCUGUGACCUGUGGCAGCGGUGAGAUCACCAGGAUUCGACUCUGUAACUCUCCUAGCCCCCAGAUGAAUGGAAAGCCAUGUGAAGGAGAAGCAAGAGAAACCAAGGCCUGCCAGAAAGAAGCCUGCCCAAUCAAUGGAGGCUGGGGACCUUGGUCACCAUGGGAUAUCUGCUCUGUCACCUGUGGAGGAGGACUGCAGAAGCGUAGCCGGCUCUGUAAUAAUCCCAAACCCCAAUAUGGAGGCAAGGAUUGCAUGGGUGAUGCUACUGGAAGCCAAAUCUGUAACAAGCAGGACUGUCCCAUUGAUGGAUGCCUGUCAAAUCCUUGCUUUGCUGGUGCCAAGUGUACCAGUUACCCUGAUGGCUCUUGGACAUGUGGUGCCUGUCCUCCUGGCUACACUGGAAAUGGAAUCCAGUGCAAAGAUGUUGAUGAGUGCCAAGAGGUUCCUGAUGCCUGCUUCAACCACAACGGGGUGCACAGGUGUGAGAACACUGACCCUGGCUAUAACUGCCUGCCUUGUCCACCACGCUUCACAGGAUCUCAGCCUUUUGGACAGGGCGUUGAGCAUGCCACUGCUAACAAACAGGUGUGCAAGCCACGUAAUCCCUGCACAGAUGGAACGCAUGACUGCAAUAAGAAUGCCAAAUGCAAUUACUUAGGACAUUACAGUGACCCCAUGUUCCGCUGUGAGUGCAAGCCAGGCUAUGCCGGCAAUGGCAUCAUCUGUGGGGAAGACACUGACUUGGAUGGCUGGCCCAACGAGGACCUUGUCUGUGUCGCCAAUGCAACUUAUCACUGCAAAAGAGACAAUUGCCCUAACCUUCCCAACUCUGGCCAGGAAGACUAUGACAAAGAUGGAAUUGGUGAUGCCUGUGAUAGUGAUGAUGACAAUGAUAAAAUCCCAGAUGACAGGGACAACUGCCCAUUCCAUUAUAACCCAGCCCAGUAUGACUAUGAUAGAGAUGAUGUUGGUGACCGCUGUGACAACUGUCCCUAUAACCACAAUCCAGACCAAGCAGACACUGACAACAACGGAGAAGGAGAUGCUUGUGCUGCAGAUAUUGAUGGAGAUGGUAUCCUUAAUGAGAGAGACAAUUGCCAAUAUGUAUACAACGUUGACCAAAGGGAUACUGAUAUGGAUGGUGUUGGUGACCAGUGUGACAAUUGCCCACUAGAACAUAAUCCAGAUCAGUUGGACUCCGACUCUGAUCGUAUUGGCGAUACAUGUGACAACAACCAGGAUAUUGAUGAAGAUGGCCACCAGAACAAUCUGGACAACUGCCCCUAUGUGCCCAAUGCCAAUCAAGCUGAUCACGACAAAGAUGGCAAAGGGGAUGCUUGUGACCAUGAUGAUGACAAUGAUGGUAUCCCCGACGACAGAGACAACUGCAGACUGGUGCCCAAUCCUGACCAGAAAGAUUCUGAUGGUGAUGGACGGGGUGAUGCCUGCAGAGAUGACUUUGACCAUGACAAUGUCCCAGACAUUGACGAUAUCUGCCCAGAGAACUAUGACAUUAGUGAGACCGAUUUCCGACGAUUCCAGAUGAUCCCUCUGGACCCUAAGGGGACAUCCCAGAAUGAUCCCAACUGGGUUGUGCGUCACCAGGGUAAAGAGCUGGUCCAGACUGUAAACUGUGAUCCUGGCCUUGCUAUUGGCUUUGAUGAAUUUAAUGCCGUGGACUUCAGUGGCACCUUCUUUAUCAACACCGAAAGAGAUGACGACUAUGCUGGCUUUGUGUUUGGCUACCAAUCCAGCAGCCGCUUCUAUGUCGUGAUGUGGAAACAGCUCACCCAGUCCUACUGGGACAGCACUCCCACCAUAGCUCAGGGCUAUGCAGGUCUCUCAGUCAAAGUGGUCAACUCAACCACAGGGCCAGGGGAGCACCUGAGGAAUGCUCUGUGGCACACAGGAAACACCCCUGGUCAGGUUCGAACCCUAUGGCAUGACCCUCGUCAUAUUGGCUGGAAAGACUUCACUGCCUACAGGUGGCGUCUUAGCCACAGACCCAAAACUGGUUUCAUCAGAGUGGUGAUGUAUGAAGGAAAGAAAAUCAUGGCUGACUCAGGACCCAUCUAUGACAAGACCUAUGCUGGUGGAAGACUAGGAUUAUUUGUCUUCUCUCAAGAAAUGGUGUUCUUCUCUGAUCUUAAAUACGAAUGCAGAGAUUCCUAAUCACCAAAUUGUUACUCAAUAGAUUGAACUUUCAAAAUGCUGUGUUGCACCUUCUCAAACAAUGGACUUUAAGAGCCCCUGGGAUCAUCCUCUUCCUCCCUCUCAUCUUCUGCUUAACUAAAUGUGGAUUCUAAAAUAUGACUUGCCUUAAGAAAAUGCAACUUAAAAAACAGACUCGGUACUCAGCCUCUAUGGAACAAGAAGACAUCUUUCAAGGCUAUAAAGGAUUACUUUUAGUCUACAGUUGAGCAAGAAAAAGCAUCUGCUUGCUUCAAUCAGAAAGAUGUUUGCUGUGCUGUUCAGAUUGCAGGGUACUUAUGCCGCCCCUGCUAUUGGCAGCCCCAUGAAACGGCAUUUUGUAAUGAGGACAUCUCUGGAUGAGCUGUGAAUUGCAUCAGAAGCAUUUCCAUGCAUGUGAGGGACAGAACAACUGUGGGAUUAGCAAAAAAAAAGAAACUCCUCUAACUUACCCUCAUUUAAAAAUGGAUGAGGUGGGAAGGGAGAAUGUUUCUAGGGGUGGAGAGGGAGGCAGGUAGAUCCAUGUAACAUGUCUGGAGAAAGUAUGGAGGAACUGUUACAGUUCGGUAAUGAAUUUUUUUUAAAGGUGAAUGAAAAAACUAUUACUGGACUUCAGGAUACUGUCCAACAGUGUUAGCUGGUUAAUCCUUACCAAUAGACAUUUAAAUGGAAGGGGAGGGAGGGAAGAAUUGGCACACUGGAUUCCCAGCCUUCCCCAUCACUGUCACCUUUAAUGCCCCAAAUUGGCAGUCACAAUUAACUGGUAGAAGGCAAUGCUUCCCUGUCAUUGCUUGGUUAAAUAAAGAUGAUGUUUUAUUCCCGACGUAGCUUUUGCAGAUGUAGCAAAAAAGUAGGAAGACCUACCAUCUCAGUGAGCACAUGUGUUGUCCUUCAAGGAAUAGGCAACUGUGCUUAUAUUUUAUGGUUAGAAAGGCACAAAAAUUAUUAGCAACCUAAAUAGACAUUCCUUUUUAUCUUUUUUUUUUAUCAAUGUCAUGGACUUUCAUAACUCUCUUUCUUGGACUGUAGAUUUUAAAAAAAACCCUUCAAAAUGUAACAUAUUUAUUUUUUACCUCUCCUGGAUAACCUAUGACUGAAGGACUAUUCAAGAAACAAGGAAGAAGUGUAGAGACUAUUCAUGUAAUCAUUGUUACGAGUCUUCAUGACUGUAAGAUUGUAAAUACAGAUUAUUUAUUAACUCUGCUCUACCUUGAAUUUAGGUUUAGUUUUGAAAGCGCUGGGAUCAGAUAGUUGAGAUUUAUCAACUACAAAAGAGUAAAUGUCCCCUAAGAAUGUGGCUCAAGGAGAAGCAGUGAGUGGGGUGUUCUUUCAGUUAGUGAGUGUGAGUGAUUGGGUUUUCUGGUCUUUUUUGUUUUUGUUUUUGUCUUCGGGCAGUUUGGUUGGCUGUAGAUUAGUGGCUUGACUUUCAGAUGACAAGAAUGCCAAGAGGCCUUUACAUACUGUCUGUCCCAAUCUCUUGCGCCUGUUGCAAGGGAGAGGGAAAACCAUUUAUACCUGUUACCUUUCAUUUUUCCAAAAGAGAAAAAGAAAUGACAAAGGUGAAACUUAUGUACAAAUAUUACCUCAUUUGUUGUGUGACUGAGAUAAGAACCUUCGGAUCAAGUGGAAAGAGUUUUAAUGUCUAACAAACUUUUAAAUCUACUGUAGUACUAAAAGCAUUCAAUAUUGUACAUAGUAUAAAAAAAGAAACUUUGCAGAAAAAUGUAUUCCCUGUAAGAAAAUGGCAUCAAAAUGUUAAAUACAAUUUCUAAUGUUAUGUUUUUCUGUCAUCCUGUAUACCAUUGCUUUAUUUUUAUAAGUUAUUUUUCUCAUUGCCAUUGGAAUAGAUAUCUCAUAUUGUGUAGAUACGCUAUUUAAAUAAUUUAUCAGGAAAUGCUACCUGUAGAGUUAGUGUUUCUAUUUUUAUGAAAUGUUUGCACACUGAAUUGAAGAAUUUUUUUUUUGCUUUUUACUCCCUCCCCCCAGGUUUGUACUAUUUGCAUAUAUUCUUUUUCUAAGAAUGUUUUUUUUUUGGUACACAUUUUUAUCCAUUUUACAGUUUAAUGCAGCGUAAGUUGUACAGUUUCUUACAUAUGAGGAACAACAAUAAAUCAAUAUGGAAAUUUAUAUUUACA